CAGUCUCCUCAGACUUAAAACCACUCUCCAGAAGCUUCUGUGCCAAAGCUUAAACCCUUUAAACUCCCCACCGCUUCCAACGAUUUUCGGACUGCACUCCUAAAACCCUACUCCCCCAUUGCAGACCUUUAUUUCUUCUCGCACGAUCGAACAAGCAAUUUCUACCGUAAUUCAUUCCAACCCUCUUCAAAUUUUUCGAUUCAGUAUCAUAAAGCGGUGUAGAAGAAGAUGCACAGGCUCUCUGGGCGUUCAGUUUCCACCAUCCUUCGCGCCGGUGGCUGCAGGCGUUGCCGCAAUGCUACUGCCUCAAUUUCUUCUUCCAACAUUUUCCACAAAUCACGAAUCAGUGGCAGUGAAAUUGAAACAAUUAACUUUGGAAGCAGCCACCAUUUGUUGAGAAUCCGUUAUGAAUCUACUGCAGCCGCAUCUGAUUCCUCUUCCAAUCCUCCACCUGAAAAGUAUGAGUACCAAGCGGAGGUGAGCCGGCUGAUGGACCUUAUUGUUAACAGUCUGUACAGUAAUAAGGAGGUGUUUCUUAGAGAGCUUAUCAGCAAUGCGAGCGAUGCCUUGGACAAGCUGCGGUUUCUUAGUGUUACAGAGCCAGAGCUUUUGAAGGAUGCUGUUGAUCUUGAUAUUCGUAUCCAAACUGAUAAAGACAAUGGCAUAGUUACAAUCACGGAUACUGGAAUUGGUAACCGCGAGGAACUUGUUGACUGCCUUGGUACUAUUGCACAAAGUGGAACAGCAAAAUUCUUGAAAGCAUUGAAGGAGAGUAAGGAUUCUGGUGGUGACAGUAAUUUAAUUGGCCAAUUUGGUGUUGGAUUCUAUUCAGCUUUUCUUGUCUCUGAACGGGUAGGCAUUUCGACUAAAAGCCCAAAAUCUGAUAAACAAUAUGUAUGGGAAGGAGAGGCCAACUCUAGCUCCUAUACCAUUCGAGAGGAGACUGACCCUGCAAAGCUCGUUCCUAGAGGGACUAGACUUACUUUAUAUCUGAAGCGUGACGAUAAAGGGUUUGCUCAUCCAGAAAGAGUUCAGAAGCUUGUGAAGAACUACUCCCAAUUUGUUUCUUUCCCAAUUUACACCUGGCAAGAGAAGGGAUACACAAAAGAGGUUGAGGUGGAUGAGGACCCAUCUGAGGCCAAGAAGGAUGAUCAAGGUGACAAGACCGAGAAAAAGAAGAAGACCAAGACUGUUGUUGAGAAAUACUGGGAUUGGGACCUUACAAAUGAGACUCAACCAAUAUGGCUUCGAAAUCCUAAGGAAGUAAGCACAGAGGAGUAUAAUGAAUUCUACAAGAAGACUUUCAAUGAGUACUUGGAGCCUCUCGCAUCAACUCAUUUUACUACUGAGGGCGAAGUGGAAUUUAGGUCCAUACUUUAUGUGCCUUCAAUUGCCCCCAUGGGAAAGGAUGAUAUAAUCAAUCCCAAGACAAAGAAUAUAAGGCUCUAUGUCAAAAGGGUGUUCAUUUCAGAUGACUUUGAUGGUGAAUUGUUCCCACGGUACUUGAGCUUCAUCAAGGGUGUUGUGGACUCCAAUGACCUCCCUUUGAAUGUCUCGCGUGAAAUCCUUCAGGAAAGUCGUAUUAUACGUAUCAUGAGGAAGCGCUUGGUCCGCAAGGCAUUUGAUAUGAUCAAUGGAAUAGCAAUGAGCGAAAAUAAAGAUGAUUAUGAUAAGUUCUGGGAGAACUUUGGCAAACACAUUAAACUGGGCAUCCUUGAUGAUAAAGAAAAUCACAAGCGCCUUGCGCCACUCUUGCGAUUCUUCUCAUCUCAGAGUGAGGAUGUUCCAAUAAGCCUGGACGAGUAUGUUGACAACAUGAAGCCAGAGCAGAAGAACAUUUAUUACAUUGCUGCUGACAGUGUAAAUAGUGCAAGGAACACCCCUUUCUUGGAGAAACUUCUUGAAAAGGAUCUUGAAGUGUUAUUCUUAGUUGAUCCUAUCGAUGAGGUUGCUGUCCAAAAUCUUAAAGAAUUCAAGGAUAAACAGUUUGUUGACAUCAGCAAAGAAGAUUUGGAUCUAGGUGAGAAAAAUGAGGAGAAGGAAAAAGAGAUGAAGCAGGAAUUUGGUCAAAUUUGUGACUGGAUAAAGAAACGGCUGGGUGAGAAAGUUGCAGGAGUCCAGAUCUCAAAUCGCUUGAGCACGUCACCUUGUGUUCUUGUGUCGGCAAAGUUUGGUUGGUCUGCUAACAUGGAGAGGCUUAUGAAAGCACAAACUAUGGGUGAUUCCUCCAGCUUGGACUUUAUGAGAAGCAGGAGAAUCUUUGAAAUAAAUCCUGAACAUCCAAUCAUCAAGACAUUAAAUGCUGCAUGUCAGAGUAACCCAAAUGAUGAAGAAGCAUUGAGAGCUGUUGAUCUGUUAUAUGAUACUGCUGCUGUUUCAAGUGGUUUCACUCCUGAAAAUCCUGCACAGCUUGGGGGAAAGAUCUACGAAAUGAUGAGCAUGGCUCUUUCUGCAAAAUGGGGAACAUCUGCUGGCGAGUUCAAACGGCAAACGACCUCCUCAACUUAUGUCCCAGAGACAAUUGAGGCAGAGGUAGUAGAGCCAGCUGCUGAAGUGCAGAAAUAAUUGUCGAGUCGCCUUUCACAGAUGUAACAUAUUUUUGUCGCUAGGUAUAUUGGUAUUUAGAUUUGACAACCUGCCAUGAUUCUACUAGGCAGGUUUGAAGUAUGAAUCAGGUGGAACCUUGAGUUUCAUUGGCAAUUUUGUUCAUAGACUAAUUUGUCUGUUCCAUUUUUAGUCGUCUAAAAACAAAUACUAGUAUGUUAUUUAAGCUACGACUUUUUUGGUCAAUAUGCCUAUACUGUAGCCCAUGUUGUUUUCUUCCUAUUCUUUUUGGGAAUCCAUGGUUUUGUUUUGGGGUGGUGUUCCUCAAAGCAAACUGGUGAAGUACAAGUUUGUCUUUUUGAAAUAGGGGUCUCUGUUCAUUGAUCUAGUGUAUACUUCAAAAACAAAUUGAUAUUACGUUAUAAUGGGAAUUAACUGUAGUGGAA
Coffea arabica (coffee) is the source of this 2990-nucleotide messenger RNA. Lineage: Eukaryota; Viridiplantae; Streptophyta; Magnoliopsida; Gentianales; Rubiaceae. The record is from RefSeq and is a predicted model, not a curated record.